CCCUUCUUCUGUUUUCUCCAUCCCUCAGUUGUGUGAAAUUACCAAAUUAGACAUACAAAAGAGAGAAAGAGAAGUGGGUCUCUAUCACUCUUACAAAAAUCACCAACGGAUUUCUUCCAUUUUUAUAUCUUCUCCGAUCUCGUGACUCCAUUCUCUCUCUAUGUCUCUGUGUGUGUGUGUUAUUGCAAUCGUGGAUGCCCAUAAAUGUGAUCUAGAUUAGAUAUUUUGAUGUUCUUUUGGGUAAACCCAACUCAGAAUCUUUUGAAUUUUUGUGUUUUGUUCGUUCAUCUGUCACAAUGCACACCUACAAUUUGUAUAAAUUGUGUUUACUUUCCCGAUUUCGCUAAAUUCUGAGCACUAGAAAGGUUCUUACACCCAUGACACAAUUCUGCAAACGAAUUCAAUGUUGAUUUGGUGACAUUUUGUGGGUUUUAGGAAAAGGGUUUCUCGUAUCUUUCUUAUUGUAGAAUAUUAUAUAAAUCUUUCGUUGGAUUUUUCCUCAUAUUCUACAGGAACCCAAUAUUUGUUUAUUCAGAAAAACAAGCACUUUUUAGGGUUUAGGGUUCAUUGUCUUUUUUUUUUUUUUUAACUCUAAAAUAUCUUUCAUCAUUUCCACUCGUUUGAUCUCAAUUCUCCUUUUACUUCUUGUGACUGAAUGUCUGAAUCGAGUUUCUAGUUUUUGAAUCCAAAAAUGUCUCAGAAUAAAAUCUGGGGUUGUUUGUUUUUUGUCAAAUGAAGAACGAAAUACAUGAAUUUGGUAAUUAAUUGAAGUUGAAAAACAGAAAAAUCAAAAUGUCAUCGUGUUUAAGUAGAGGUACAGGAAGGGCAUAUGGAUUUGAUCUUGAAAAUAUCGUUAAAUCCUCAUCUGCUACUUCUACUAGAACUUCACAUUCAUCUUCUCCAUCUUCAAAUCUCUCAGAAUCAAGCAACUCUCCAAUGGCUGUCUGCACUCGAAAGCCCAGAACCCCACGAAAAAGACCCAAUCAAACUUACAAUGAAGCAGCUGCCCUUCUCUCCACAGCUUGUCCCACCAUUUUCUCGAUCAACAAGAACAACAAUAAUCAAUCGACGUUACCAAACCAACGUUCUUAUUUCUUCAAUGAACCACCGGAGUUGAUUUUGCCCUUUCCGGUGACUGAAAGGCCGAUUAAGGUGAAACCCAGUUCUUCGAUUGAGCUGAAAGACCGGACUCCAAUCGACUCCAAUUCUAAUUCAAUGGAACUGAGUGAAGGAUAUCAGGAAAAUUUCGACACUGAUUCGAUGCUUGAUGAGGAAAUUGAAGCGGGGAUUGAUAGUAUUAUGGGGAAAUCGAAUUCAAUUGUGGGAGGUGAUGAAAUUUCAAAUGUGAAAUCUUGUUUCAGUUUGAAUUUCGAUUUUAAUUACAAUACUUGUUAUGGGUACCCCAUGGGGCUUGGAUUUGGGGGGAAUUUAGAGUUCAAUUUCGGAUUGGGAUUGAGAAAUGGGGUGAGGGCGUUGAGGAAUGUAGAUGAACGGAACUGGUGGAGUUUUCCGGCGGUUAACGUGAUGUGUAUAUCGCCACCGGAUUCAGUGAAAUUGAAGAAAGCUCCGACUGACAAAAAGAAGAAAGUGGAGGAAUCGAUGAAGAUGGAAUUGGAAUUGGGGAAUCCGAUUCCGCGAGAGAGGAAUUUAAGUCUUGAAAAUUGGCCUCGGUUAUUAUUGAAGUUGAAUUAUGAAAAAGUUUUGAAUGCUUGGUCGGAUAAAGGGUCGCCGUUGCCGGAGGAAAUGUCGGGGCCGGAGUCGCCGGGAAGUGAUAUUCAUGCAAGAUUGGCUCAAAUAGAUUUAUUUUCAGAUAAUGGUGGGUUAAGAGAAGCUAGUGUAACCCGUUACAAAGAAAAGCGACGUACACGCCUCUUCUCCACGAAAAUCAGAUAUCAAGUUCGAAAACUCAAUGCUGAUCAACGACCUAGAUCCAAGGGGCGAUUUGUUAGAAGGCCAAAUUCUCCAACUUGUGAGAAACCAUGACUACAUGAGCAACUACACUUUUCUUUUUGCUAUGGACCCCCUUCACUUUUUCUUUUGCGAUUCCAACCCAUAUAUUUACAUAUUUAUGAAAAAAAAUUAGUUGAUGAAUGAAUAGGAAGGGAAGAUAGAUAGAGAGAGUCCAAAACAAUUUUGUUAUCUAAGCUC
Messenger RNA from Lactuca virosa, 2148 nucleotides. The record is from the annotation of a GenBank genome assembly. NCBI's taxonomy places the organism in Eukaryota, Viridiplantae, Streptophyta, Magnoliopsida, Asterales, Asteraceae.